AUGGCUCUAAGGCCACUACCACCUGCUUUGAAGAAGAUAGCUGAGAAAGAACUGAAUGAGAAACCAAAAAGAGUGAAGUCUGAUCUUCUAGCUAUAAGAGAAUGGCUCAGAAAACAACCACAUCUUCAAUCGGUACAACCAACGGAUCAAUGGCUGAUAGGAUUUUUGCGCGGUGGGAAAUACAGUCUUGAAAGAGCCAAAGAGAAGUUGGAUAUGUAUUACACUUUAAAAUCCGUUAUACCGGAAUUUUUCGCAAAUAGAGAUCCCAGCGGAGCUAAGGUUCAAGAAAUACUUAAACUCGGAGCGUUUCUACCAUUGAAGAAUUGCGCUGGAGAAGAUGCGCCUCGAAUAAGUAUAGUAAGGGUUGGGGUCUUUGACCCUUCGAAGUACCACCUGUCUGACUUAAUUAAGACAGCUCUCAUGGUGACCGAGAUAUUAAUGCUUGAAGAUGACAAUUUCUCCGUAGCUGGCGAGGUGCUAAUAAUUGACAUGAAAGAUGUAGGUAUAAGUGUUUUAAGUCAAUGGACUCCAGCGUUAGCCAAGAAAGUCAUCUCGUCGUUUGAGAAGGGUCUGCCGAUUCGAGUGAAGGGGGCUCAUAUUUUAAACACGCCUGUAGGAUUCGAAACUGCCUUCAAAAUUUUCAAAGCAUUUUUAACGGACAAAUUAAAGAAAAGGAUUCGUGUUCACAAUCAAAAUUAUCCGGCCAUGUAUAAAACAAUACCAAAGUCUAUCCUUCCUGUGGAAUAUGGCGGCACUGAUGGCUCCUUGCAAGAAUUAACAGAUCACUGGAAAGCUAAAGUAGAGAGUUACCGCGACUGGUUCUUGAAACAAGAGGAGGCACGCUCGGAGGAGUCCGAGAGGCCUGGCUGUCCAAAGAACUCCUCCAACUUAUUCGGAGUAGAAGGAUCCUUCAGACGCUUAGAAGUUGAUUAG
Spodoptera littoralis (African cotton leafworm) is the source of this 933-nucleotide messenger RNA. The record is from the annotation of a GenBank genome assembly. Lineage: Eukaryota; Metazoa; Arthropoda; Insecta; Lepidoptera; Noctuidae.